AUGGUUCUUCUACUAUAUGUGGAUGACAUUGUGCUUACGGGUAAUGAUUCCCAAUUUCUUGAGGAGUUUAUUGUUACGUUGGGUACUCGUUUUGCUAUGAAGGAUCUUGGUCCGCUACAUUACUUCCUUAGCAUAGAGGUGACUUCAACCCCUCAAGGGUUAUUUUUGUCUCAAGCUAAGUAUGCGGCUGAUAUACUUCAUCAUGCACAUAUGGUCAAUAUCAAACCAAUGGGCACACCUAUGGCUCUUAAGCUUGAUUUGGGUUCGACUGAUCCAUUUCCCGACAUCACAUUGUAUCGCAGCCUCGUUGGGGCCUUGCAAUACUUGACUAUGACUAGGCCGGAUCUCUCUUAUGCCGUCAAUUCGGUGUGCCAGCACAUGCAUGCACCAUCUAUGGCUCAUUUUGGUAUGGUCAAGCGUAUCCUACGCUAUGUUCGAGGAACUCUAGAUCAGGGUCUCCGUAUUGUUCGCAACAGUACUAUGGAUCUUUAUGCUUUCUCUAAUUCUGAUUGGGCAGGCUGCUACCUUAUCCGGCGCUCUACAACGGGUUUUUGCACAUUUCUUGGCUCCAAUUGUAUCUCUUGGAGUGCAAAGAAGCAGCCCACCAUAGCCCAUUCGAGUAUAGAGGCUGAAUACAGGGCUAUGGCAUCUACUACAACAGGGUUUACAUGGUUGACGUUUUUACUUCGGGAUAUUGGUAUUGCCCAACCUCACCCAGCCACGCUAUUCUGUGACAACAUGAGUGCUCUACAUAUGACUGUUAAUCCUAUCCUCCAUGCUCGCACCAAGCAUAUCGAGGUAGAUUACCAUUAUAUGCGUGAGAGGGUGGCUCUCGGAUCUCUUGUCACCAGAUACAUUCCCUCCAACUGUCAACUGGCUGAUGUAUUUACCAAGCCUCUUCCACGGCAUGCCUUGGCGUGCAUUUGUGUAAACUGGACCUCUGUUCCAGGCUCAGUUUGA
Molecule: messenger RNA, 960 nt
Organism: Telopea speciosissima
Lineage: Eukaryota; Viridiplantae; Streptophyta; Magnoliopsida; Proteales; Proteaceae
Exons: 1
Coding region: 1-960 (319 amino acids)
Source: RefSeq, a predicted model, not a curated record